CUCUUUUCUCUCUAGCUCUCGUGACGUUUCAGACAUGCUCUUGCGGCUGCCCUUGAAACAAAAACUGCAUUUCUGUGUGCUGCAAAGUCAUACGGAAGUGAAAACCACAAAAAUGGAUUAUUAGCAAGCUGAAGAUUCAAGGCAUCAACUUUUGACCAUAGUUUUAUUUCGAAUGAAAAAACCACAAAAGGAAGAUGGGGCAGAUGAAAAUAAUAUUCCUAGCACUUCUGGCAAUACAAAAACUGCACAAGAGUAACGCUACGGAAGACAUAGACCUAACUACUAUCGAUAAUCCUUUAUUACCGAUACAAUUAGGAGACUCCCGUCUCAUAUAUAGUGAACAUACCUUUAUACAGUAUUUAAAUUUAGAACCUAUUAUUAAGCAAUUGUUUAACAUUGAAAAACAUUUGUUCAUUAUAAAAAAUAAUUUAGAAGUAAGAAAUGCAACUAAUGAAAUCUCAUAUCAUGCCUUAUCUCAAGACAUGUUGUUGAGAACAGAAUUUCUCAUCAAAAUUACACGUACGAAACUUGAUAAUUUACAACCUCAUAUACGUAAUAAAAGAAGUUUCUUUGACGGGGUCGGUCAACUACAAAAAUGGUUGUUUGGUACACUUGAUACCAUUGACGGUAAUAAAUAUGAUAACGCAAUAAAAAUUCUAGAAACAAACCAACAAAACAUGAUUAUGGAAAUAAACUUACAAAGUUCACUUUCCAAGAAUCUUAUAAGAAAUUACAAUGUAACAAUUCACACCUUAUCAAAAAAUCAAGAAAAAUUUGCAACUUCUCUCGAAAAAUUUCAAAUCAGCGUGCAAAAAUCAAUCACUGAAUCACACGAGUAUUUAACCUUUCAAGCAAUCAUUUCACAAAUAAAUUUAGACUGUCAAAAUAUUAUCACAUUCUUAGAUAAUUUGGAAGACUCCAUAGCUUUCGCAAAACUAAACACACUUCAUCCUUCUAUUAUCCCUAGUCAAGAGUUACAAAAAACACAAACAGAAUAUUUAAGGAAAAUUUACCCUGACAACCAAAUUACAAAAUUUAAAAACAUUCUAACAUACUACCAAUUUUUAGGCACUCAAGCUUCGGUUGCUAAAAAUAAAUUAAUUUUUGCUAUACAUAUACCAAUUAUCAAAGCCGAAGUCCUUAAAUUAUAUCACCUUUUCCCCAUCAUUCAAAACAACCAAAUAUUCUCCCUAAAAUACUCCUAUCUGGCACGAAACAACUGGCAUAAUCAAUUUAUAGAAGAAAUCUGUCCACUACUAGAAAAUGUAUAUUUCUGCAUCGAAGACCACUCUCCUAAUGACAAUUGCACCCUGCAGCUCCUCGAAAACCCGUCGACUAAAGGUUGCCAAAAAAUAAAUUCAAAAUUAGAAGAAUCACUUACUGAACAAAUCACACAAGACGAGAUAAUUAUCAUUCCAGCAAAAACGGAAAAAGUUUUUUCCAAAUGCAACACAGACAAAUAUCUAGAAGUAAAAAAACCUACACUAAUAAAAAUACCAAAGUCAUGUCAAAUAGAAAUCAACGCGAAAAAAUUCUUCAACGACGUCAAAAUACAACGAGGAAAACCAUUACUUCUUCCCAAACCAAUUACGGAAGAAUACGAUACGAUUGCAGAAUACGAAACACCCAAAAUGGAAAAAAUCAAUUUAGAAGACAUUCAAGAAAUAAGCAGAAUGACGAAUCAACUUAUACCACUAAAAAUCCCAAUAUCCAACCACUAUCCCAAAAUUUCUGGUAGUUUAUCUUUACUAGCCAUAAUUUUAUUUAUACUGGGAUGGAUUUUUAAGAAGAAAAUCAAGAAAACCCUGCAAAAAUGCUGCAAAAACCAGAAAAAGAAAGAAAAUUCAAUAGAAGAGUACCCAGAAGAGUCCAAAAUCGAACACCACUCCGUAUUGUUCUCAUCUUAGAGGGGAGGAGUUACAUAUGAAGUAACAGCUGAUAACAUAUAAUAAAUGUGAUGACUUCGCGGAAACGUGGAAGAUAAUAAAAACUGCAUUUCUUUUAAUAAUUCAUUCUCUGUUCUAACUUUACUUAAUAAACAUAUAUUG
Messenger RNA from Diorhabda carinulata, 2048 nucleotides. RefSeq lists its product as uncharacterized. The transcript has 3 exons. The coding region runs from base 195 to 1907 and encodes 570 amino acids. The record is from RefSeq and is a predicted model, not a curated record. NCBI's taxonomy places the organism in Eukaryota, Metazoa, Arthropoda, Insecta, Coleoptera, Chrysomelidae.